Messenger RNA from Cryphonectria parasitica EP155, 799 nucleotides. RefSeq lists its product as uncharacterized. NCBI's taxonomy places the organism in Eukaryota, Fungi, Ascomycota, Sordariomycetes, Diaporthales, Cryphonectriaceae. Bases 29 to 436 code for a protein of 135 amino acids. Gene Ontology annotation, molecular function: structural constituent of ribosome. The transcript has 3 exons. Gene Ontology annotation, cellular component: ribosome; cytosolic large ribosomal subunit. Gene Ontology annotation, biological process: translation. The record is from RefSeq and is a predicted model, not a curated record.
CUCCCUCACGACCCGACCAGCAGUCACAAUGAAGUUCCUCAAGGUUGGCCGUGUUGCCAUCAUCACCCGUGGCCGUUAUGCCGGAAAGAAGGUCGUGAUCAUCCAGCCCGUCGACACUGGCAACAAGUCGCACCCCUACGGCCACGCCCUGGUCGCCGGUAUUGAGCGCUACCCCUCCAAGAUCACUCGCCGCAUGUCCAAGACCCGCCAGGAGAAGCGCUCCAAGAUCAAGCCCUUCGUCAAGGUCGUCAACUACAACCACCUGAUGCCCACCCGCUACACCCUCGAGCUCGAGGGCCUCAAGGGCGCCCUCACCGCCGACACCUUCAAGGAGGUGUCUCAGCGUGAGGAGGCCAAGAAGACUGUCAAGAAGACCCUGGAGGAGCGAUACACGAGCGGCAAGAACCGCUGGUUCUUCACCCCUCUGAGAUUCUAAGCACGUUUCUUCCUUGAUUUCGGUUGGGCGGGGGCGAACUGGUCUGGAUGUAUACAGCAUCACAAUACAAAAAAGAACAAUCGACGGCAUCGAAAGAAAAAGCUGCUGCUCUUACGACUCCCCCGAUUGAUCGUGACCGAAACAAUCGGGUAAGCGGUCGACAACCUCAUCUUUGGCGUUCUUCUAUCGGGCAGGCAAUUGCGUGAGGGGACCUCAAAUACCACAUUACGGGAAGACAAAUGUGCUCUGGGAUUCGGAGAAGGGAUGCCGUGCUAGCUAGGAAAUCCCCGUAGUGGACAGAGAAUACGACUACGGCUCCCCUGGCUGCCGCUUCAUGAAACAAAAUUUUAGUUGGUCUCCAUG